CACGUCACGUCGGACAUGCGUCGGACGUAGGUAGACGUAGACGUCAAAUCGAAUGUUAUUUUACUCGUAUCUUAUUUAUUUCUUUUCAUGAAAAUUAAUUUAACGCUUCAUUUUACAAGAAUAUUACCAAAAAGCUACAAAGUGGCAAGGCAUGAUUUUCGCGCGUUUGCUAUGACCACCAACAUGGAAAGUGAUAAUAACUGGCGAGGCGUUCCUUUAACCGAGAUAUGGGGGGCGCAGUCCCCAUGGGGAGCUCCAGAGUUCCCUUUAGUGGCCCCGGCAUUUAACCACACAGUGUUGUACCAUAUUCCGAGCAGCGGUUGUGUGCCGGGCGACCGGCCGCCGAAACCGCAGAACGGACAAGACAAAUGGGACCACGAUUUCGUCAGGAUGCCGUGCUCUAAUCAGAGUUUAUAUCCAGUUGAAGAUAGCUCCGGUGAAACACACUUGAAGAAACGCUGGGGCUUAAUCCAGAGUGCCCUGUGGAAGCCAAUCCGGAACAGCCACGAGCUAGCCGAAGCUAUAAUAAGCUAUAACACACAGUUCAAAAACACUUGGAAGUUCAGAGCACUACAUAAGCUGUUUAAUGAGCAUUUGGAAGAAGAGGAAUCCCAGUACUUCUUUGAUGUCACAUUGCCCGAGAUAGCCAAACUUGCACUUGAGUUGCCUAAAUUAAUACAGUCCCCUAUACCAUUGCUCAAACAGCACAAAAACCGGUCAAUAUCACUGUCGCAGCAGCAAAUAUCAAGUUUGCUCGCAAACGCAUUCUUCUGUACGUUUCCGCGGCGAAACAGCACCAAGAAGAGUUCUGAAUAUGCUUCUUUCCCGCACAUCAACUUUAAUACACUUUAUGAAACAUCGGGAUCAGAUUCCAUCUUGGAGAAGCUCAAGUGUUUGUGCCACUACUUUAGAAGAGUCUGCACUAAAGUUCCAGUCGGGGCAGUGACGUUCUCGCGCCGCUCGGUGCCGCCGCGGCGCUGCCCCGCCUGGCCACAGUCUACUGCCUCCCUGGCUGCCGUGCCUCUACACGUAGCGGCCGGUGGAACUAUUGAAGAUUCUGACGGUCUGGUGCAGUUGGACUUCGCUAACAAAUUCCUCGGCGGGGGCGUGUUGGGAUACGGUUGUGUCCAGGAAGAGAUUCGCUUCGUCAUCUGUCCUGAGUUAUUGGUAUCCAUGCUGUUUACCGAGGUGCUGCGGCCGAACGAAGCGCUCAUGAUCAUAGGCUGCGAACGCUACAGCAAGUACUCCGGCUACGGGUCCAGUUUCCAAUGGUCCGGCGACUACUCCGUCGCGACCCCGCUAGACUCGUCGAGCCGGCGUCGCGCGUGCGUGCUGGCGGUGGACGCGCUGCCUUACGCCAGCGCGGCGCUGCAGUACAGACCGCCGGCUAUGGUUAGAGAACUCAACAAGGCCUGGGUGGGAUUUACCUUCUAUUCCGAAGACCAGCCCACAAGCACCCAGUACCCCGGCAUUGCUACUGGCAACUGGGGCUGUGGGGCCUUCGGGGGCACUCCGCAGCUCAAGACCCUCAUACAGCUCAUGGCGUGCGCGGAGGCCCGGAGGCCUAUGGCGUACUACACGUUCAACGAUGAGGGGAUUCGGGACGAGUUUGUGAACGUUUAUAACUUGCUUGCAAGAUAUAAUAUCACUGUUGGUCAACUGUACCAGUUGAUCGCGCGGUUUUGCACGACGGACGUUCGUAAGGGCAACCUGCACGACUUCAUACAGCACGCGCUGAACAACGGACAACUGCCUCCGACCUGUCCGGCGCCGGAGCCCGCGACACCGGACACGGCGCCGAGUCCCCCGGACACGGGACCGGGGACUACCGACGCGAGUCCGGCGGACAGCUCGAGCACGAGACAGACGGACGUGGAGAAUAUGGAUAUUUGUGACACAUUGGACAUGAACGAAAUAGAACUCUCCGAGUCGUUACAAAAGGAACUCCUCAGACAAUCACCUGACAUGUUCUCUCAAGAUGACACAGACUCCCAAGAAACACAACUAUUAAACAACCGUGAAGACGUCUCUAAAUCAACAAGCGCAGAGGUUCACAAAAUGGCGCCCAGUUCAAACAAAAUGGCCGCCAGUAACAGUAAAAGUCUAACUACAGAUUUGUUUGAAGAGAUGAAUAAGCUUGACCAGUCGAAUGGUAAGCUAAAUCUAUCUAAAUCACACACUAAUAUACUAUACGAAUCUGUAAAAAGUAUAAAUGAUUCUAUGGAUACGAGUGAGAAAUCGGAAGAAAGUAAAUCGGAUCCCAGUUCGGAGAUGAAGAGAAAGAUGGCUAAGAAAAUAACUGAUUAUUUUAGUAAAAAAGCUAUUUAAAUUUAAAAGUGGAAAAAUUACUGCCUUGGGUGAGACUUGAACUCACGGCCUCUGGAUAGAUACUCCAGCGCUCUGCCAACUGAGCCACCAAGACCUCAUCCAUAGUCAGCAAAUCUUCCCACUAUAUGGGUCUAGGGGACCCUAGCGACAUCUACCGUGAGAAUGUUACACUUCUUAAACGGCCACCGGAGUUCCAAGUCAUAUUGGAAAUUCACCAGUUACGAGUGCUACCCAUUUUAAAUUAAUUUUUAACAAGCAGAAACGUCUGCGAUCGAUGCUAUUAAGCUUAGAAUAAAUUUAAAAGUGGAAAAAUUACUGCCCUGGGUGAGACUUGAACUCACGGCCUCUGGAUCGAUAUUCCAGCGCUCUGCCAACUGAGCCACCUCAUCCAUAGUCAGCAAAUCUUCCCACUAUAUGGGUCUAGGGGACCCUAGCGACAUCUACCGUGAGAGUGUUACACUUCUUAAACGGCCACCGGAGUUCCAAGUCAGAUUGGAAAUUCACCAGUUACGUUAGUUAGAGUUCAAGUCUCACCCAAGGCAGUAAUUUUUCCACUUUUAAAUUUAUUCUAAGCUUAAUAGCAUCGAUCGCAGACGUUUCUGCUUGUUAAAAAUUAAUUUAAAAAGCUAUUUGAUGUAUAUACUGCUUAGUUAUGUUAUAGUGUGUUUCUGAUAUACUUAUUUACAUCGUAUUUAAGAGUUGGCUUUGUUAAUCUUGGAAGUUAUUGGCCUGGGGCCCAUUUCACAAACGGUCAAAUCGUAUGGGUUGCCAUGACAACACAAUAAUAAUAUUAGACAAUUGUCGUUCGAGAAAUUGGCCCCUGUAGUCGACAUCAAAUAUAAUGUCGAAAUUUAGGGAAUAUUACGCGAAAAUCUGCGUAGGAGGCGCCACUACCACAAUCUGAGGGUCUAUUGCGAAACAAGAAAAUCGAAAUUUCGUUAUCAAACAUCUGUCACUCUUGCAUAAAGAGGCAGAUAGCGAAAUUUCGGAUUCGCGUUUCCCGGUAGGUCCUCUGUAAACAAACCGCCUUGAUGCAUCAAUGUCAUAUUUUAUUAUCUCUGAAAACUUGUCAAAAAUUUGUUAAAGGUACAGUAUGUAUAAGUUACUCUAUGGUUUACUAAACGGGCUAGUGCUGCACUCUGAUGGCAGAACAUUGCAGUAAUACCCCCUAUUGCAAAAGUGUAAACAUAUCUUUAUUCCGUAGACUAAAAUGACAUUUCAUGUGGUACUAAGAAAUGUCAUGUCUUACACAUGAAACGUCAUUUUAGUCUACGGAAUAAAAAAACAAACAGACAUUUAGUCUGUAUACAUAGAAAAUAGUUAUUUGUGCAACAAGAGAGGAAAGUUGGUUUUUCUUGCGAGUGUUUAUUUUGAGUCCCGAGAAAGCGAAAGAUUCUAAGGUAGAAUCUUGAGCGUAGCGAGGGACUCAUAAACACGAGAUGUAAAAUAACUUUGCUCUCGUGUUGCACACAUAAUUUUUCACCUCAGUAGUGAGAACAUAUUAAAGGUUAAAAUGUAUUUCGAAUUACACAGAAUAAACAGAAAAAAAAAGUAUUAUAAUAUGUACGAUACGAUAAGAUACGAUACGAUACGAGACCGGACCGGACCGUACCGUACCGUACCAUAAAAAAAAAUGUAAUAAAAGUAUGAAGUUCAUGGCCUUCACUAAAUUAAAAAGCUACAUUGUUUCACUCCCUGGAGUGAGGAAAGUCGCACUUUCCUCACUCCAGAAAGUGACGAAAGUAGGCUUGUUCGAGCUGCUGAGGUGAAAAAAUAAUGUUUAGACUAUAAAAAACUUCAUGUUGAAGUUUCCAUACAGUAGUGC
Molecule: messenger RNA, 4153 nt
Organism: Cydia strobilella
Lineage: Eukaryota; Metazoa; Arthropoda; Insecta; Lepidoptera; Tortricidae
Product: poly(ADP-ribose) glycohydrolase-like
Exons: 13
Coding region: 88-2328 (746 amino acids)
Biological process (GO): nucleotide-sugar metabolic process; ATP generation from poly-ADP-D-ribose; carbohydrate metabolic process
Cellular component (GO): cytoplasm; nucleus
Molecular function (GO): poly(ADP-ribose) glycohydrolase activity
Source: RefSeq, a predicted model, not a curated record